This is a messenger RNA of Ctenocephalides felis (cat flea), 4091 nucleotides long. RefSeq lists its product as uncharacterized. Lineage: Eukaryota; Metazoa; Arthropoda; Insecta; Siphonaptera; Pulicidae. Gene Ontology annotation, biological process: positive regulation of transcription by RNA polymerase II; double-strand break repair via homologous recombination; negative regulation of fatty acid biosynthetic process. The coding region runs from base 65 to 4018 and encodes 1317 amino acids. The transcript is spliced from 6 exons. Gene Ontology annotation, cellular component: plasma membrane; BRCA1-BARD1 complex; BRCA1-A complex. Gene Ontology annotation, molecular function: metal ion binding; ubiquitin-protein transferase activity. The record is from RefSeq and is a predicted model, not a curated record.
CUUUUUAAUAUAUAUUAAAUUUUUUCUUAAUAUAUAUUAAUUUUUUUUUUAAUAACAAAUAAAAAUGGAUGAAGAUGAAUUAAAAAUAUUUGAAGACUUACAAAAAUCAGCAGAAUGUCUAGUUUGUAACAAAAUAUCAACAAGUCUGCUGAUCAGUCGCUGUGAACAUAUAUUUUGUGAGAGUUGUGUAAGUACACUACUGAAAAGGCGAAUUGUUAGAUGCCCCAAAUGCAAAAAGAAUUUGAGUAAAAGGAUGUUCAGUAAAAAUGAAGCUAUUUCAGGUUUAAUUUCAAUUCUACUCGCUUACAAAAGUAAUUCCAAUGAAAAUAGUGAACAUGCCAGAGAAACAGAAAAUGAACCUGGUACCGAAUCGAAUUUGGUAGUUAGCAACCAAGACAUUGAAAAAUAUAUGAAUGAAAAAAUUAAAAGUUGCCAAAUAGUUGUAGAUGAUGAUCAGUCUGAUAUUAAUAAAAACAGUAAUAUAAAUUAUGACCAAAACUCUCAAGAUUUCAUAGAUGAUUUUAUUUCUAUAAGUCAAAUACCUAAUGUUCCUCCUCCAAAAAGAGAUGUAUCACCUCUUAGACUGCCAAGAAAUAAAAUUAAAACACAAGACAAAGUUACCUCUUGGUUGAAUUAUCAUGGAACUGAUUUUCUUGAAGCUGAUCCAUCAAUAUCAACGCCUUCAAAUUUUAUGGAAGAUGAAAUCCCUGAUAAGGCUGCUGUACCAACGUUUACUGAUGCUAAACAGUAUCAAGGGCCAAAAAGCAAAGGUAAUGCUAAAAAAACCGGUGGAUUGUCAAAGGAAUCCAAAAAUAAGGAAGAUGGAAAUUUGAGUAAAAUAGAUAUGGAAUGUGCUGUUGAAUUAAAAGAUUGUUUCGAGAACAAACACAAUGAUGUACCUAAUAAAAGAGGUGUGACAAGACGUAGUUUAACCAGAAAUAAAAUAAAACAGACAAAUGAAAAAAUAGUAUCUGAUUCAAAUGUAAAUCAUGAAAAAUCAGUUGACAUGGAAGUUGAUGAAUUAAAUGUUGAUAAAGGUCCUAUUAUCAAACAAAAUGAUGAUAAUUUGAAAUUAAGUAACAGAAAAUAUAGCAAUGAAAUCAAUAUUGAUAAUUCAAGGACCAAUAUUGUUGAAGAAAAUGUGAGUAGCACAAAAGACAACUCUCUCGACAAUCUGCAGGUAAAAACAUCUGUUAAAAACAGUGUUAUUUCAAAAAUAAGUACAAAUGUUGACCAAUCUAAAGAUAACGAGGUUUUAAGUGGCAAUCUUUUUUCAAGUGCUGAAACAUCUACAUUUAAAUUUAAAGUAUCAAGAACUACACAAGUAAUUAAAUCAGAUACAAAAAAAGGUAGCAUUAGUAAAGAGCGGAAAACAUUUUCUUUAGAAGCAAAUACAGAAGAUUUACAAAAUAUUAAUGAUAACAUUACUGUGAAUACUGAAGAUGCUUUGACAUUAAUUUUCAAUCAAUGCAAUAGAAGACCCAAUAAAUUGGGAAUUGAAAAAACUGCUCUAUUAAAUAGUAAGGAAAAUAUUGUUUGCAGGUUUGUUAAACCACUUAAUCUAUUACCAAGGAGUUUUAGAAGAAGUCUAAUUUCAAAUCCAGAACCAGUUUUAUUUUUUCUUAAGGGUUCGUUGGAUGCACCAAAGAUAGUACAUAAAGAUGUAGGUAUGCAAUGUACACUUAUCAAGAACAAUAAAGAAACAAUUUUAAAACAAACAGCAAAUGUUCAAACACAAACAGAAGAAAUUCAACUUAAUUUUAAUAAUGCAUCAUCUUGUAAUAAAAAUGCCACAGAAAAUAAUUUACACAAGACAGGUUUAGUUAAGGAAAUUAAUGUAUAUAAAGAUAUUAGAAAUGAAUCUCAAGAACAUAAUAAAAUAGAAUAUAUAGGCAAUGACUUAAUGUCCAAUACAUACACAAAGAAAUGUAAUUCAUCACUAAGCGAGAAUGCAGAAGACACAGAAGAUAUUCUUGAAGUAACAAAUGACAUACAUAAAAGAUUUAAUCAGAAAAGUAAAGAGAAAUCAUUAUCACCAAGUUAUGAUUUACCAGACGACACCCUUGUAGCUGAAACAAGCAAACCUGAAAUAUUAUUAGAAAGUGAUCAAAUUGAAAAUGUCAUGGGAAUUUUGAAAGAAAAAUAUUCAUGCCAUGAUGAUGAAUUUGAAGAAACUACAAUGAAAAAUCAAGGAGACACUUCUAAGUCAUCUAAAAGAAAACGUGAAGAAAAAGAAAUUGAUGAAAGGGAAAUCAAUAUUCCAGCAAGUGGAGGAAACACAUCCUUUUCUUCUGAUUCUGAUAUACAAUCAUGUUUACGGCCUGUUAAAUCAGUACAACUACCUGACAUGUCCGAUGACGAAAUGGUAAUGGAUGAAAAUAUGACGGUUAAGUUUAUUUCUAUGCAGGAUUCAGAGAAUGAUGACACAAAUAUCAUAAAAAAACGUAAAGUGCAACAAUUGAUUUCUAGUGGAAGUUCAUCAAUGAAGGAGAAUAAACAUAACAAUCCACUUGAAGAAGACAGUGAGCCAAUGGAUUAUGAUGAUAUACUAUCGACAGUAUUUGCCAAUAUUGAUGCUGAAUUAAAUACUGGUUCUAAAGAAGGUCAAGACGAAGAUCUAGAAACAAGAAAAGAAAAUCCACAGUCUAAAGUUAAGCCUAAUACUCUUAACAAGGAGUAUAGUUCUAAUAGAAGUCCUAUGAAGCAGAUUUUAAGUAAAAACAUACAAAAGCCUGCUAUUUUGUGUUCAUCGACUCCUAAAAUUAAUAGUAAAUCUAACAAUAGUGCAGAAAGAAGGUCUUUAGAAAUCUCCAUAAAUACUCUUGAUAAAACCGCUGAUCUUGAUAAAAUAGUAAGUGCUAUAGAAUGCAAUUAUAUGCAGAAAGAAUUGGACACUCAGAACCAAACCGAUAUUCUGAGCGAAUUACAAAGGAAUAUGUGCAGAAGUGAAACAGAAAAUGAGGGAUCACAGAUACCGCAAUCACUUUUCAGAUCUUCAUUAGUAAAACAAGGGCCUUAUUCAAAAUCAAGAAGGUCAUUAAUUUACCAAGACAUCAAACAAAACAAAUCCCCUCAAAUUAUGUUCAAAUCUCCAAAAGAUACAUUGAAUGAAACCAUUAGCACUAUAGUGGACUAUCCAAAAGAAAACACUGAACCAUUUAUAUCAUCAUUGAAUAAAACUAAUACUGAACCAGUUGAGAUGGAAAUUUCAUCUUCUUUAGAAAAUCAUCAAAAUCGAGCUUUAAUGCAGCAUACAUUUGAUGUUAGAGAGAAAAAUGUAGAAAUAGUUGAAAAUACUGAAAUAUCUGAGACAAGGUUAGAACCAGAAAUAGACUUUGUGCCAAGUUCCAUGGAGACCAAACCAAUUUGCUUAGCUUGUAGUUGCUUGUUGCAAGAUGAUAUAAUCUUAGUGAAAAAUUUUGCUGAUCGAUUCAAUCUAAAAUUUGUCAUGCAAUAUGAGGACUCAGUCACGCACCUUAUUGUAAGAGUGAAUAAAGAAAAUUGUGCUGAAAGGUCACUAAAAUUCAUAAAUGCUAUGGUAUCUGGAAUAUGGGUUCUAAAUAAGAACUGGAUAAGCGAUAGUUUAGCAAAAAAAGAACUUCUUCCAGAAUACAAGUACGAAGUAUUGGAUAUUUCAUUAGAACCUGGACCAAAAAGAAAUCGAAUUUCAUUACCAAAAUCAUUGUUCAUAAAUAUUAAAGUUUUUGUGAUUGGACCUUUUCAUAGCACAAGUGUAGACGAGUUCAAAUUGUUAUUGAGAAAUACUGGAGUUAUGAUUCAAAACAGUCAUAUUAGUGCGCAAAUUGUUGUAAUGGAUGAUGGAGAGCAUACUAAAGAAGAAAUUGAAGAAACCUAUAAACAUUGCACUAAACCUAUAGUGGAUAUGGGAUGGUUCCUGGAUUGCAUUUGUCGUGGCCGUUUAGUGAAAAUAACAGAACAUUUGCUACUACCUGAUAUAUCAGAAAUUAAUCUGAAAAACUAUCCUUCACAAAUAUUCCAAGAUACAGAACGGCUUUAGUAGUAGUUGAUUCAGUGCCAUUACUGAUAUUAUGAUGAACAUGAGAGAUAUAUAUGUGAAAUAUAAUGUUAUG